ACCUAAAUACAUAAUAAUUACGUACGUACGCACACUGCGACGACGACGGAAACGCGGUAAGAGCCCGGCCGGCGGCAAAGGCUAAAUAUAUUAUAUUGUUACACGUACGCGACGGACUUUGCCUACGUGUACUUUCGCGCGUCCGUUUCGCCGCGGAUAUUCCCGUGGUGCUGCCGAGUCGUUCGCCGGAGUUGCGCGUUCUCGUUAUCGAGUGAUAAUACGGUAGGUACGCGGAUAGAGGCGACGACCGCGCGAACCCGGAAACGCGAUCAUGUCAUUUAGUCUUGACUGAUGCAGUUCGUCGUCGUGAAUUUAACGCGCCGAUAACGUGACUUACCGUUUCGUUUACAUCAUUAUUGCACUGGUAUUCGUCGAGCUCCACAGUCGUCUCCACAUGGCCGAGAUCAAGUACAAGUUCGAAGCAGUGAUGAUCGUCUCCGGAGCGUUCAUGUUGCUGACCAUGUACGAUCUGCCGGUGGCCAGUUACUUCAAAGUGUUUCCAACAAACUGCCAUUCAACUGUUGGUGCCUUUGGUCUUUCAAACACUUAUACCUACAUACAACGAUGGCGAUGGAGAUGAUGGAACAGCGCUGUUUUGGAUCUUGGACAUUAUCGAAUACUCGAUGUAUUUCAC
Messenger RNA from Rhopalosiphum maidis (corn leaf aphid), 634 nucleotides. RefSeq lists its product as uncharacterized. Lineage: Eukaryota; Metazoa; Arthropoda; Insecta; Hemiptera; Aphididae. The transcript has 3 exons. The coding region runs from base 395 to 580 and encodes 61 amino acids. The record is from RefSeq and is a predicted model, not a curated record.